GUAUAGAUGAAGUGCGAGGUGCAACAGUUACGCUACAUCCUGGCUUAUGUUUAACAGGUUGUCACGGUGUUAUUACUGCUUGGAAGAACUAGCUGGCUACUAUGUUUUAUGUGCGGAAUGUACUGAAGUCAAAAUAUGCAUCAAAGUAAGAUUAUUUAUACAAUGUAAUUCAUCCCAUACAAGUGUUUCUUAUGCGGUGUUGAGGGUGGUAAACAUAAGAAGAUUCAUAAAUACGUAGUCAAGAGCUCUAAUGGUGACUGUCUUUCAGCACCUGGUAAGAAUUCAUGGCUGGCUGAAGAUGAAUUAAAGUUACUAGAAGCACUGGAGACCUACGGUUAUGGUAAUUGGGAUGAGAUAUCUGCACAACUUCAGUCGCAUAGUGCUGCGGAUUGUCGAGAUCAUUAUGAGAAUUUCUAUAUGUCAGGCAUUAUGAAAGAACUAUAUUCAUCCACCUGCUCAUUACCAUCUGUCACGGAACAUAUUUAUUCCUGCCAGCAGCUCGAUUGUGAAGAUGAAAAAAAUCCGGCUUGUGAUUUGCGGAUUAGUCAUCAGAAAUCACUUGGAUAUUUACCAUACAGGGAUGAAUUUGAAUAUGAAUACAUUAACUCAGCUGAAGAAGUUUUAAAUGCUGUUUAUGGCACUCCUCACGAAGACGAACUUAACGAGGCAUUUCAGUUAGCAUUGAUCAGCAUUUACAAUCAAUACAUAGAGAAACGUUAUUUCCGUCAUCGGGUAGCGCGUUCACAUAAUCUGGUAAUUCGUCUUAUGCGUGAUGUAAUACACAGCCAGUCAGAAGAGAAGUCACACAACCCAACUAAACUAGGUGGUUAUCCUAGUCGACGCGGUCGUCGUGUUUCUCGACUUAAAACGAAUAAUCGGAAUUGUUGUUCUCAAAGCAAACUUAAUAAGUCAAAAACUCAACAUUCUUACAAAUUAGGAAAUAGUGACAAUCUAAUUAUUAAUCCUGAUGUCAACUGUAAUCCUACAAAAACUGAGCAAGUCAAUGACGAAGUUUUUGCCCAGUCUCCAGCUUUAACACCAAAACACUUGGAUCGUUCAUGGGAAUCAUUACCAACACCCAUCUUACAACAUUUCCAUGCCUCAUAUUUGAAUAAACAAAGUGAAGAUAAGGGGGUCUCUAUAAACAAUCCAGAUUUUUCUGGCGUAAGCAAAACCCUGGAUGUAGCCUGUGCCCCUAAAAAAUCGCUUAUUCAUGAUGGUUUAUGGCCAACUGAGUCUUCCACUUCAUCUGAAAUUCUGGAUUCAGGUAUUAGUUCUGUGGAAUCGUCUUCUAAUUCUACUACAUCUUGUGGUAGUUUAAGCGACCCAUUUAGUCUUAACUCUACUAAGUCAUCCAAUGAAUCACUGCCAUUCUCUUGUAAUGUUACCACCCGUCCGCGAUCUAAUUCUGAUUCUGCCUGUGAUCCCGCAACACUGAGAUCGAAAAUUCAGUAUCCCACUUGGGUAGAGCAAAUCUUGUCAAAUAAUCCAUAUAACCAGAAAGUUCCGCAAGUUGACAGUACUUCCAACUCCAAUGCAGGUCUCAUUCAUCCCGUCUGCAAAGUGGAGACUCCUUUACAUGUACCCUUGAGACGCCGUCGUGGACGCCCACCUCGAGACCGUUGUAUAAUAUCCUACACUGAUAACAAGCAGCAAAAUCACCAAACAUUCUUACUUGCAUCAAGUCCAGAAAAACUUAAUAGCGAGUCCUGUUUACAGACAUCAUUUAAUUCAUCUCCUGAAAAGAAUAUUUUAUCUAAUUCUGUGAUGAAUGAUUGCCCUAAGAAGUUUACAAGUUUAACUACUAAUGUAGAAACUCCAAUAUCAGUGCCUGCAUGUCGUCGUCGCGGUCGUCCACCACGUAAUCGUCGAUUGGUAUCAUCUGCACCACACAGUCGUUUCAAUGAAAAAUUUUUAACGCAUCCUGAAUGGCUGAAACCAUUCUUUCGUUAUCUUUCUACAUCAGAAGCGGAGAUGUUUCUUAAAGAUUUCGAACGUGAACGUGUCCUCCGUGUCGAACUUAAUCAUCUGAUACAAAAUUCUCAGGUGUUACAUGAAUCUCCCAAAGAACAAACAACAGCCAGUAGUCAUAUUAAGCCAGAUAAUUCAUCUGAACAGCUGGACCUAAAAGACAAUCCUCCUUCUGCAUCUUCAUCAUCGUCAACUUCUUCUUCUUCUUCUACAGCUUCCAAGUCUAGUAAACCGCGAACAUCGCUAAUCCAUCGUCGAUCAUCUUAUUUAGCAAGAUUACGUAAUGUUAAACAAUCAUAUUAUACAACUAGACGAAGGUCGAUUCAUCAUCGCCAUCAUCAUUUCACCUCAUUCAAUAAAAUAAAGCAUAAUCUUAAUUGUAGACAUUAUCAUCAUAAAAUUAAACGAAUUAAAUUUAAUAAUAAUAAUAAUAAUAGAAUUCAUCAAAAGAUAAUGAUAAAUACUCACGACUAAUGUUAAUUUCUUUUGGUUUGUUUUUCCAAAGUUUCAUUUAUAUUAUUAUUAUUGUUGUUGUUGUUGUCGCUGCUGUUUUUUUAACUUUGAUCUCAGGUUUGUUAGUUAGACAGGCAGACUGUUGUUACUACUCUUCAAUCUCUCUAUGUUUAACCAAUCUGUAUGAAUAUUUAUCUAUGGAUGUUUCAUGUUUUAUUCACUACCGACUGACAUCUACCUAACACUCUUAGUGAUAUAUAUAUUAUAUUUUGUACAUAUCAUUCAUUAUUCUAGGUGAAAUAUAUUCAAAGUAUUAUUGACUGUUGUUAUAUAUAUGUAAGUAAACUAUCUAUACAAAAUUAGGACUAAUAGGUUUUUGUUUCUUCUUCUUCUUUGUUUUAUAAAAUUAAUAAUAAUUUUUUUUGUUUUUGUGACUGAUCGCUACAAUAACGCUUAGCUAUAAUUACUGUUAAGUUGCCUUGUCCUUUUGUGAUGGGUUGCCUGAUUGACUUGCUUCAAUAGGUUUUUUUUAAAUCUUUUUUUUGCUUUUUCUUUAUUGGCUGUGUUCUUUCUACUCACAACGUUAUCAUAUUUGUGAUCGUUAAUGGUUGUUUAUUUUGUUUUGUUGCUUAGGUUAUACACACACACAAGCUACUGUCACUUUCAUUGCAUAUAUUUCUUUGUCUCUUACACUGUUGUAUUGUGAUUCCUCCUCCUCCUCCUGCUUGUCUUUAUCUCACUUUCUAGUGUUUGUUUUACUGCUUUCUAACGUUUUGUAUUUCGGUGAUAAGCAGCAGUAGUAGGGGUAACUGCUCAAUUAAUUGUGAAUGUUAUUUUGUUUUGUUCUACUUCUUAAUAGGUAAUGGUUGUUUAAGCAACAAAAAAAAUGCAUUACUGCACUUGUGAUAGACAGACUGUCUAGGUGUCUGUUCUAUUCAAUUUAUUCGUUCUUUAUUGUAUAGGAUAUUAUUAUUACUAUUAUUAUUAUUAUUAUUACUAGGCCUAUAUGCAUACAUAUAUUACAUGUAUCCUGUUAUGCAAUGUUAUGUUAUGUUAGUUAUAUUCCAAUAAUAGUAUUUCCUCUG
Molecule: messenger RNA, 3509 nt
Organism: Trichobilharzia szidati
Lineage: Eukaryota; Metazoa; Platyhelminthes; Trematoda; Strigeidida; Schistosomatidae
Source: the annotation of a GenBank genome assembly